AUGCGGUUACCAUUUGAUUCUGUAGUGGUUAACUUGUCUGCAGACAUAUGGGUGCUGUUUAGUGCUCCGAUUGCAUGUACUAUAAUAGGUAAUUCUUCACAGCACAUUACGUUACUGGUGCAUCACCCGUGGCUACCAAGGUCGCUGUGCUUCUCGUUUGUGCAUGCCCGGUGCACGAUGGAGGAGCGGCGAAUUUUAUGGCAAGACCUGUUGACUGACAAACCCACAUCACUUCCGUGGUGUGUCUGUGGUGAUUUUAAUGUGAUCAUAGACCCUCACGAGAAGCGAGGGGGGAGACCAUUUGCUAGAGCAGAGGGUAUGGAGCUACUGUCAUUCAUGGAGGAGGCGGAGGUCUUUGACGCGGGAUUCUCUGGAUCCAGCUACACGUGGUGUAAUAAUCGGAGAGGCCGCGAACGAAUUUGGAAGCGUCUAGACAGGCUACUAAUUAAUGGAGCUUUCUCAGAUGCCGUUUCAUCUGUGUCAGUAGCCCAUCUGGCUAGACAUCCGUCAGAUCAUGCCCCGCUGAGGAUUGGUUUGGCAUCACGCAUGGAUAACAAGCCUAGGCCGUUCCGCUUUUUGAAUCUCUGGACAGACAGAAAGGAUCUGCUGGAGGUUAUUCGAAAUGCAUGGCAGUUAGAGUGUACGGGUUCCCCCCUACGGAAGUUAUGUUCCAAAUUAGUAAAGGCCCGACGGGUGAUACAGGAGUGGAAUAAGGAGGCUUUUGGAAAUAUUUUUAUUGCUGUUCAUAGGGCAGAAUCGGACUUGUUAGCAGCGGAAAAUCAAGUGGAGGAGGAUGAAUCGGGGGAUGCUCAAGUUGAGCUGCAAAAGGCUCAAGCAAAAUUGCGGCUGGCGUUGUCCAACGAAGAGCGAUUUUGGAGUCAAAAGGCUCGCGUCAAAUGGCUCCGGCACGGGGAUAGGAACUCUAAGUAUUUUCAUGCUACCGUACAGCAACGAAGGGUGCAAGGGGCGAUUCAUAGGAUGCAGAAUGAGAGUGGAGCAUGGGUUGAGGACGAUGAGGGGAUUGCCUCCAUGGCAGUCCGGUAUUUCUCGGAGCUGUUCUCGGAGCCAGGAGGGGCAUCAGGGGACUUAUUGCACCUGAUUCCGCGUAUUGUCACGGGGGAUGAUAAUGGGGCGGAGCUGCCUAGAUUUAUUACUUCUACAUCUAUUGUUCUAAUCCCGAAGGUAUCAAAUCCUCAGGACUUUUCGAAAUAUCGGCCUAUUAGCCUUUGCAAUUUUAUUAAUAAAGUGUUAUCUAGAAUUUUGGCGGAUAGGCUUGCGGGGAUAUUGCCAAAACUGGUGUCAUCGCAACAGACGGGUUUUGUCAAGGGUAGGAAUAUAACUGAGAACUAUCUACUGGCCCAGGAGUUGAUGUCGGGUUUUAGACACCGGGCUAGAGGGGGAAAUGUAAUUUUCAAGUUAGACAUGGCUAAAGCGUAUGACAGAGUCUCGUGGGGUUUCACUGUCGGUGUCUUGCGCAAAUUUGGGUUUGGGGAACGAUUCAUUGACAUGGUCUGGAGGUUGGUCUCAAACGUGUGGUUUUCAGUGAUUAUUAAUGGGGCAUCACAUGGGUUUUUUAAAUCUAGUAGAGGUAUCCGUCAGGGAGACCCUUUGUCUCCGGCUUUAUUCGUUAUUGGAGCGGAGGUAUUGUCAAGGGGGCUGAACAGUCUCGCAGCUCAAUCUGGCUUUUUGGGUUACACAGUACCCAGGGGAUGUCCCCCUGUGACACACCUGGCGUUUGCCGACGAUGUUCUGGUCUUUGCGAAUGGCUCGGCUACAUCCUUGAAGAAAGUCAUGCAGAUUUUAGAGCAGUACCAGCAAGCUUCUGGCCAGCUGGUGAAUGUCCAGAAGUGUAGUUACUUAGUUCACCCAUCUAUGUCACCAUCGCGCCGGAGGGUAAUAGAGCGGAUAACGGGAUUCUCCCGCCAGCAGUUCCCAGUUCGAUAUCUAGGUUUCCCUCUAUAUCUGGGAAGGUGCAAGUCGGCCUAUUAUGGGGAGAUGUGUCAUAAGAUUGCCGCCCGAAUUAUAUCAUGGAAGUCGAAACUAUUAUCCCCAGGAGGGAGGCUGGUGUUGAUCAAGCACGUCCUAACAUCCAUGCCCAUUCAUCUCUUAUCUGCUGCAGUGGUCCCUGGUGUAGUAUUUAAAAGCAUUGAGAAGCUGUGUUCCAAUUUCUUGUGGGGCUCAUCGCACGAGCAAGUGAAGCACCACUGGAUCCGGUGGUCCAAUCUAUGUUAUCCGGUGGAAGAGGGGGGGUGGGGUUUCGGCAAGUGA
Coffea arabica (coffee) is the source of this 2268-nucleotide messenger RNA. The record is from RefSeq and is a predicted model, not a curated record. NCBI's taxonomy places the organism in Eukaryota, Viridiplantae, Streptophyta, Magnoliopsida, Gentianales, Rubiaceae.